Messenger RNA from Petromyzon marinus (sea lamprey), 8189 nucleotides. The record is from RefSeq and is a predicted model, not a curated record. NCBI's taxonomy places the organism in Eukaryota, Metazoa, Chordata, Hyperoartia, Petromyzontiformes, Petromyzontidae.
AAAUUAAUGAAUGCUUUAGAUAUCUAUUGUAUAAUGUUAUAUAACACUGUAUUUUGCCUUUCGGAUGCGUCACAGAGUAAACGUAAUGCUAUUUAUGGAACUGGAAAUGUGAAUCCUUAUCCUGUUUGUUUUUUUUAUAAGGGAUGGGGGGAGGGUCAUGCAUUCGUUGUUCAUUUUUUUUUGUUAAAGAGUACAUCAAGGUGGCCAGGUGGCUUGGCGGGCAGAGCACUGAGUUGGUACUGCUGAGAUCCUGUGUUCAGAUCUCGACACCCGUAAUAAAUAAGCCAAAACACUGAACACAUUCAUCAAUAACACUGGCAUAAAAGGUAAUAUAUACACACAUUGGAUGCCAUUUUGGGCAAUGGCCCUUCUUAAUAGCACACAAAUUGAGAGGCCAGAGAAAUUAAGUGGAUGGCAGUUGAAUAACCCAGGUUCUCAAGUGUCUCACGUUGAUGGCCUCAGCAUAGUCCCUUGCACGAAAAAAAACCCACCUCGUUGAAACAUUUUCAUUUAAGAAUUUGACUUAAACAUUUUAUUGUUUUAUUGUUUUAUAUUCUUAUUAUUUUAUUGUUUACCUUCGACGUGACUUUACCGAAAGAACCAAGAAUAUGAAUCCCUGCAGUCACGAAAACUUUAAAUCAAAAUUUAAACAUUUAGCUUUGUUUGGACAUUAAAAGAACAGAGCUUUUGUUAUGCGUGGGAGGAAACAGAAAUGUUUGAGGAGAUAACACUCAAAGGUCCACACCAGAGGGUUCACAUGUCCACCCUCUGUGCUGCUGCCACCUACCAGCCACCUUCUACCCAGCAGGUUUGGGACUUUCACUGCGAGAUCCACCAACGUUUGCCUCCAAAGCGCUGUAUCACGCCCGCGCACAAGGGCAGCACAUUCAACUAUAUUCACUGUCCUUUGCACUGCAUUCACCUACUGAAUAUGCAUAUGUGUGUUUUUCUUAUACAUUAUAGCACUUUGUAUAUAUAUACAGAAAUCAGUAUUUUCCUUAAUGAAGUACUGUAAUUAUAUUCUUCUCCAUUUCAAUGGAUUUCGUAAUGCACAAAACAUGGCCACAAAAAAUAAUAAUGUUCAUUAUAAUGGACACAUAUUUCAUAGUUGAGCUGCGCUCUUAAUGAGCACAAAGAAUGCCAUUACUGGAGCACAAAGACAAAUUGUAUGAGGGGCCCUCAUUAAUCUCUGUUGUUGGCUAGCUGGACACAGUUCUAGCCUAAUGAGUUGUUGCCGGGUUUGGCAGAUGGAACACGAUGUUGUGUUAAGUGGGCACGAAUCUAGGGUGCGCAGAUUGGAAGCGCGCUGGUGGCAUCGAUGUAAUGAUGAUAUGAGACCGCUCUGCGAUGAGUGGGUUACAUCACGUCAUGCUCUCGGUGAUUCUGUAGUGUUGGUGAACAACUUGAGUGCGCAGAGGGUUCGCGUAUAUUUUUGCUAAAACUCAGAAAGAUGUCGACGAAGCUGAUCAAGUUUGAGCAGCUGAAGGACCCCUCGGACACUUGGGAGUUGGUGGAGACCAUCGGGAAGGGCACCUAUGGGAAGGUGUACAAGGCGACGAGCCGGAAGGAUGGCAGCAAGGCUGCUGUCAAGACCCUGGAUCCCGUGAACCAGGAUAUUGACGAGGAGAUCGAGGCGGAGUACAGUAUCCUCACCUCCCUGCCGGAGCACCCCAACAUCGUCAGAUUCUUUGGCAUGUACUACCAGAAGGACGGCGUCAAUGGGGACCAGCUGUGGAUCGUCCUUGAGCUGUGCAACGGAGGCUCGGUGACGGACCUGGUGAAGGGCCAACUGAAGCGCGGAGAGCGCAUGGACGUCAUGCUCAUCGCUUACAUCCUCCGCGGGGCCCUGCUGGGAUUAAAUCACCUCCACAGCCACAAUAUCAUCCACCGGGACAUCAAAGGAAACAACAUUCUGCUCACUACGGAUGGGGGCAUCAGACUUGUCGACUUUGGUGUAUCAGCCCAGGUGUCAAAAACUCGGGUGGAAAGAAACACAGCAGUGGGCACCCCGUUCUGGAUGGCACCUGAGGUCAUCGCCUGCGAGCAGCAGUUGGACUACAUGUACGACAGGCGCUGUGACGUCUGGUCCAUGGGCAUCACGGCCAUCGAGCUGGGGGAUGGUGACCCCCCGCUGUAUGAGCUGCAUCCCAUGCGCGCCCUCUUUAAGAUCCCACGAAAUCCUCCUCCAACACUGAAGCAGCCAGAGCUCUGGCCUCCACUGUUCAACGAAUUUAUAGCACAGUGCCUGGUCAAGGACUUUGAGCGCCGGGCCACUGUGUCCCAGCUGCUGGAGGAUCCGUUCAUCCAGCAGGUGGAGGGCCGCGAGCAGGAACUCCAGAAGCAGCUGACGGAGCUCAUUGACCUCCACCUGCAAAUGGGCAACAUUCAGAAGAUCAGGCAUGAACGGCUGCACACAAAGAAGACGGAGUACAUGAAGUCGCGGCUGCGAGCGGAGCUGAACGUUGUGGAUGACCUUGUCAAGCUCGACGUUCUUGACGAGACCACAAUUACAGAGCAACUGCAGAAGCGCUAUGCCGAUCAGCAAAUCUACACCUACGUGGGGGACAUUCUCAUCGCCAUCAAUCCAUUUCAGAUCUUGGAUAUCUACUCCCCAAAGCACUCCGUCCUGUACCGAGGUGCGAAGCGUACGGCGAACCCACCUCACAUCUUCGCCAUCUCCGACAACGCUUACCAUUCCAUGGUCACCUACAAUGCCCACCAGUGUAUCAUCGUGAGUGGAGAGAGCGGAUCAGGGAAGACUGAGAGCUCCCAUCUCAUUGUGCAGCAGAUGACAGUUCUUGGCAAGGCCAGCGAUCGUGCACUACAGGAAAAGGUGCUGCAGGUGAACCCGCUGGUCGAGGCGUUCGGGAACGCGUGCACCAUAAUCAACGGCAACUCGAGCCGCUUCGGCAAGUACCUGGAGAUGCACUUCACGAGCAGCGGCACGGUGGCAGGCGCGCAGAUCUUCGAGUACCUGCUGGAGAAGUCCCGCGUCACCAACCAAGCCCCGUUUGAAAAAAACUUUCACAUUUUCUACUACAUGUAUGCCGGGCUUGCACAGCAAGACAAACUCCAGCAGUACUGUCUUUCCACCACCGAAGCCCCACGGUACCUCGUCAGCAGUAGCAGCCCCUCUUUGGAAGAAAUCCUCUCCACUGGCUUUCAUCGGCAGCAGUUCGAGGCCAUUGAACAAUGCUUCAACAUACUUGGCUUCACAACAGAGGAAGUUUCCUGCGUUUACAAUAUUUUGGCUGGGAUUCUCAACGUGGGAAACAUUGAGUUCAUGUCCAUAUCUACAGACCAUCAAUCUGACAAGAGCAACAUAGACCCCAACUCUACAGCCCUGGAGAAUGCGGCUGCUCCGCUGAAGGUCCGCGCUGAGGAGCUCCUAGAGGCGCUGGUUUCACGCUGCGUGGUGGCGCGCGGCGAGACCAUAAUGCGCACCAACACCGUGGAGAAGGCGAGCGACGUGCGAGAUGCCAUGGCCAAGGCGCUGUACGGCCGGCUUUUCAGCUGGAUCGUGCACCGCAUCAACACGCUCCUGCAGCCCGACAAAGACGCCAGUGAAAACAGUAAACUGAGCAUCGGCAUCUUGGACAUCUUUGGGUUUGAGAAUUUUAAAAAGAACUCGUUUGAACAGCUGUGCAUCAACAUUGCGAACGAGCAAAUUCAGUUCUACUUCAACCAGCACGUGUUUGCCAUGGAGCAGGAGGAAUACGCAAGUGAGGGGGUGGACGCAAAGCAGGUGGAGUUUGAGGACAACCGUCCGCUGCUCGACAUGUUUCUGGCCAAGCCCGUGGGGAUGCUGUCCCUGCUGGACGAGGAGAGCCGUUUUCCCCAGGCCACUGGCCAGACGCUCGUCGAAAAAUUUGAGGAUAAUGUAAAGUCAAAAUACUUUUGGAGGCCGAAAAGAAUGGACCUAACCUUCGGAAUCGACCAUUAUGCAGGAAAAGUUCUGUACGAUGCCUCAGGAUUCCUUGAGAAGAACAGAGACACGUUACCUGCUGACAUUGUGGUGCUCCUCAGGACCUCGGAAAACAUGGUGCUCAGACUGCUCUUCUCAAACCCCCUAACCAAGACAGGCAAUCUGGCUCAUAUCCGAUCAAGAGUCCCUGGUGCAUCAAAGUCUCUUCCGAGUCAAACACCAGCAAACAUAAGGAUCGAUACCAUGGAGAAGAACAAGCACCCAGGGGAAACGGUGAACAUGAAAACUCAAACUGUCUCCUCCUCUUUCAGGUUUUCUUUGAUGGACCUGCUCUCCAAGAUGGCAACGGGCCUGCCCCACUUCGUGCGCUGCAUUAAGCCCAACAACGAUCGUCAGGAGCAGAAGUUUGACCGGGAAAAAGUGCUGGUGCAGCUGCGCUACACGGGCAUCCUGGAGACCAUCCACAUCCGACGGCAGGGCUUCUCGCACCGCAUCCCCUUCCAUGAAUUCGUCAACAGGUACUACAUCCUUGCCUUCAAAGCCGACUCGCCCCCACCAGGCAAACAAGAAACGUGUGUUGAGAUCCUUGAGAAGGUUAAAAUGAAAAACUGGGUGCUUGGCAAGACAAAGGUAUUCUUAAAGUACUACCAUGCAGAACAUCUCAAUCUGCUGAUCAAGGAGAUGGUGGAGAGGCUCGUGAAACUGCAGGCCUAUGUGCGCACCAGACUUGCCGUCAAGAAAUUCAGAAAGCUCAUGGAAGAACGGACCCACAGUGCCCUCGUCAUACAGUCAGGUUUCCGUGGAUACCAAGUACGCAGAGAGUACCGUGAGCAGAAGAAGAAACGAGAGGAUGCUGCCAUCUGCAUUCAGUCAGCGGCACGGGGGCACAAAGCCAGGAAGCAGUACAAGCAGGAGAAGGAAAGACGUGAAGAGGACGCACAGGGAGACGCGACAGAUUCCCACGAGCAGCCUCCAGAAGACAACCAAACCGAAGAGAAUGCCGAAAGCAUUGAUGUCGUGGACGGGCAAUCGACCAUUUCGGAGGGUGCCAGCACUGUUGCAAGUGCUGCCCCAAGCCAGGAUGAUGAUAGUGACCGCACUGAACACGUGGAGUCUGAAGAAAAGCAGCCUGAGAUUAACCAGGAUGGGCUUAAUGGGUUUUCCCAGGAGGUUUCCAAGUGUGCCGAGACGGUGCUUAAACAACUGCUGCGCGUUAACGUCCCUGUGCCAGCAAGCCACGUCAAGGAGACGGUGACCCUCUCUCACUCAAGGCCUGGCUCUGUGAAACAGCUUGGUAUUCAAAUACAAGAUUCCCAAGAUUAUCCGCAGCAAGGGACACAGCCAAAACAGGCUCGCACACCUCGCUCUAAAAUGCAACCAAAACUGCUGCACUCUCCCGAAGACAAUCUGUACUACAGCCAGCUGCUGAGCAGCGCUGGCAAAGACGUCGCCCAGGCCUCUCCCAGUGUUCAGCUAAUGAAGAGAAAAUCACGUAAAACAAGGAGCCAAAUAAAAGUGCUGGAUGAGAAUGACCAGUAUUACCGUAUGGUGGUGGCUGGAGACACAUUCAGAAAGGCGCCAAGUCCAUCACAGGACACACCAAAUGGCAACUACUGACAGGGAAAACAUGACCUGCCAGAAGUGUGAAGAUUUGUAUUUGAGAAUACAGCAAUCUCCAGACGUCUUCACUAAUAUUAUCCGCCAUUUGUUAUUUUACUAUAAUACAGUACUUGAAUGUUAUUUUUAAAAAUGUAAAUGCACUUAGAUGUUUAGAAAUAUUAGACAAUUGUAAAAUGUUUUUUUUUUUUACAAAUGAGAAAAUAACUUCAGAAUAUAUAAUGUAAUUGUAAGUAGCUAUUUUUAAAUACAGGUACUGUAUACAUUGAAUAAAUCUGUCAUUGUCCUUAUGACAAAAUAUUUAAUUGUGCAUUUCUUUGCGUUUAUGGGAUGGUGAUUUAUUCAUGAUAGUAGAUGUUGAUUUCAUGGUGUGGUGGCUAUGAUGAAGGGGAUGAUAAUGGUUAUGGUUACGAUGAUGUGAAGUCAUUAUGGUGACAAUUGUGGUUCAUCAUACUUUUAUUUCAUCACCAGAUAGAAACAACCAUUUUAAGACAACAUGAACCGUGUCUUAUUUAUAACACAAUCUAUGGAAAACAAGUUAAAAUUUGCAUUUUGAAGUGGGCAUACAAAACAAAGUCCAAUUUGAGUAUUGAUAUAUAUACACACGUGUCAUAAAUAUAAAAUGUUUGUAAAAUUGUAAGAAGUUCCACAGUCUUGUUGAAGAUGUAUAAUUUGUAAUAAAAUUUAUUGAGGUGAUAGCUUCAAUACAUGCAGGAGAGGCGACGCUAAUAAAGUGGUUUGCGAUGUGAACGAACAUGACUGCCCAAAACUAAUAUUAACUCUUGGAACAGCACACCGCAACCCCGUAACAUACCUUAGGUCGCAAGGAUGUAUGUCUGGAAGAAGUCAGCCAGAGAGGACAGAAGGCAAUCUAUUAUUGAUCGCGUGGAAAAUGAAUUUUGCCCAAGUACUAUAAUUCCCACUUCAUCGAAAGUGAAUACACAUUUUCAUAAUUAAAGUUACAAUGAUGAGUAGAAUACAAUAACUAGUAUUUAAUAUGAUUUGAAGAGCUGAGUGAUGAGAUUUAAUUUAUCUUCAGUCCAAUUUGAUGCUGCUUUGUAUAAUACACGACCAUAAUCAGUUAGGUUGAAACAUAGAUGCAAAAAUUACUUGGUGUUUAAAUUACGCGAUGGUGAUGCUAAUCGUCUAAAUGUGCUGUGCUUGUGAAGGUGUGGUGGUUGUGAUGAAAAUGAUUGGGGUUGUUGAUUAUUGUGAUGUUAAUGUUGAAAUAUGGUGUAAAUGUUGACUCAUGAUGUGGUGGUGAUGAUUUUUGUUGUUCAUGUUUAGCUGUUCCAUCCUUAAUCUGGAAUGCUUUUGAUAACUUCUAUAUGUAAGUCCUCAAUUUGUAAGAGCCUGAAUGACUGCAUUAGAUACUGUAAUACUAAUUCGAACACUUCAUGGUUACAAAUGGCAAGCGUAACGUAACUUUUGGAUAUUCGUGUAUUUUAUAGAUUAUUACUGAUUGGAUGACUCUGAUGGCAAAUUUUAGAAAAUAAAAUGUUUUAAUCAAAAGCAACAUACCAAUGUGCUUCACGAAAAUGUGUAUGAAUGCAUACACUAAGAGAAAAACCAUGGAUCUGAAAGCAAAUGCAACUUAGAGAUAUCCUAUUGAUUGCUAGGAAAAAUAGACUUGGGAUGAUGGACGAUGAACUAUUGACAAUAGCAGACAAAAGAGGGGACAUCGAAGGGAUGAUGGACAAAAUUGGUGACGGAAUGGCAGCCAUAAAAAGGGAACGUGGCCAAGAAAACCAUCAGAGAUAAACUAAUUAAAUUAGAUGGCUUAUGGCAUCGCAAAUCAGGGAAGGUUAUGGGGGAGGCCUUCAUCCAGCAGUUGAUUUGAUGGUGUUUAUGUGAUAGUUGUAUUACUGGUGAUGCUGGUGGUAAUAACAUCGUGGUUAUAUUACUAUCAUGUCCGUGGAGAUUGUAAAAAGGCAUUGUAGUCCUGUUUAUGGUAGUAAUCCUCAAAGACGUGGAGUGUAGGGGAACCUUCUGGCAGAUCCCCUGUAAUUUGCGGCACACGACAAAACAUACUCCUAAAACACGUGACUGUAAUUUGCAGACUUUUGUCUACUCUUGGUGGAAGAAAAAAAACUCCCAGAUUUGGGGAUCUUCUCCAAAGCGGAUUUUGGGAGUUACCACGAACUGUGGUGGCACCCCACAAUGUUUUGGCCUUCGCGGAUUGUAGCGUGGAUAAUUUGAGUUUUACUCCACGGUACAGUACUCUAUUGUGAUGGCCAUGGUGAUAUCGUGCAGGUGUUGAUGCAAUGUUGGUCUUUUUAUGGCGAACUGUUCAUGAUAACAGGGGAGAUCAUCUUAGGAGGUGGUGACACCCUAAUUACAGUGGUAAAUGUGAGGAAUCCCUGAUAAUGUUGGCAGUCAUGGGGCAGUGGCAGCGUAUUCCCCACUUGUAGCAAGGUUCACGGUUCGAAUUCGACAGUCGCCUUGGUUAAUUCUGCGGGUGUAUUAACCAACAAAAAACACGCCGUCAGCUUCAGUGGAUGUUUAAGAUCCCGCGACGUAAUUCACAAUAGUUAAGCCACGGACCAAUUUGUCAACAAAAAGUAAAGUUAUCCGCUAAUUAGUCAAUUGCGUUAAAAGCAAAAUUGAUGUGCUUUUGUGGCCGUCUGGAACGCUCUUCCGAUAUUAG